UCCUCGCUCCUCCAGCUAGUCUGGCUGUUGCGCCUUGCUGCCUCAAGGGUGCGCAAAAGCGGGAGGGGCGCGCCAACUCCUGACUCUGCAGGUGGCACAGCCGCCGCCCUGGGUCGCUGGAGUCGAAGGUCACCCCUGCGUGGAGGCUGGGGCGGUUCGCAGGGCCUGGACGCGACCAGGAUUUUCCCGCUGCGCGCGUCGCCCCAGGGAUCCCACAGCUCCGUUUCACAGUUGCCAGGAGCUCGGGGAAUCACCUUUUCUCACCUGAGUUUUGAAUGCCACCUCGCAGUCAAGAAUCCGUGUGAAAGAGGGACAAACGCCCGCGCCCCAGCCUCAGAGACACCCCUUCGAAGUGAAACCCCAUGCAUUGCACCCUGGAGAGAAAUAAUUACCUGGGGGAAAAUAAAUCACUGGUGAGCUGCAGCUGGAGUUCAGUGAUAAACUAUUUGAUACAGAGUCCUAAACAUGCAUUGUGGAGGAGGAUUCAUGACUCUUUUGCUUCUUAUGGUUACACGCGACUCAGAAACGUGUUUUUCACGGCCCAAUAUUAGCGCGGUGGAAGGGGAACCUUUUUAUCUGAAACAUUGCUCCUCUUCGCACACAAGUGAAAAUGAGGAAACCUCUGUAAGAUGGUACAAAAGCAGCAAGUCGAACGGACGCACUGAGCUGAACCCAGGCAGCUCUCCCAGAAUUACUAUGUAUGACAACACUUUGGAAUUUUGGCCACUAGAGUUAGAAGACCAGGGCUCUUAUUUUUCCCAAAUGGGAAAUGAUACUCAGGAGCGGACAUUAACCGUCACCAGAAGAAACAUACACAGCUGUUUUAAUGAAAAACAAGUAACUAGCAAACCUGUGGGAGUUGAGAAAGUUUUGGAGAUUCCAUGUACAAAUGAUUACUAUCAGAAACGGAUCAAGAAAACAUCAUUAUAUAAGAACUGUGAAAAGUUAGCUGAAGACAAUUCUAGCCUAUUUAUGAUGAAGAACGCUGAGUUCAGUGACCAGGGAUUUUACUCCUGUGUGUUUUCUGUUUAUCAUAAUGGAAAAUUUUAUAACAUCACCAAAACCUACAACGUAAUAGUAACUGAAGGUCAGAAGAAUAUGGCUCCCGUUCUUAUUGGACCAAAGAUUAAUUAUGUUGAAGUGGAAUUAGGAAAAACUGUACAGCUGAGUUGCUCGGCUUUGAUGAAUGAAAAUGACAUAAUUUAUUGGAGCUUCUGGAAAGAAAUGGACCAAUUUAGUAAUAUACAGGAGGAAGGAAAGAAAACAUGGAUCUCAGAAGGCAAAUCUUAUGCUUCAACAAUACUGAGAAUUGAGAAAGUUAAGGAAAACAAUCUAAAUUUUUCAUAUAAUUGCACUGUGGUCAAUCAGGAAAAAACAGACACCAGUACGUUCAUCUUGUUGAGAAAAGCAAGCAAAGAUGACAUCCCAGGCGACAUCUUCACUGGAGGAAUGAUUGUAGCAAUUUUGAUCUCGGUGGUGGUAGUGUGCCUAGUGAUUAUGGGUAUCAUCUAUAGAGUUGACUUGGCUCUAUUUUAUAGAAAAUUAAUGAGAAGAGAUGAAACACUAAAAGAUGGAAAAACGUAUGAUGCUUUUGUGUCUUACCUAAAAGAUGGUUGCUCGGAGAAUGCAGAAGAGUACACUUUCGCUGUGGAGACUUUGCCCAGGGUGUUGGAAAAACAUUUUGGGUACAAGUUAUGCAUAUUUGAGAGGGAUGUGGUACCUGGAGGAGCUGUUGUUGACGAAAUCCAUUCACUGAUAGAGAAAAGCCGAAGACUGAUCAUUGUCCUCAGUAGUAGUUACAUGUCCAAUGAAGUCAGGUAUGAACUUGAAAGUGAACUCCACGAAGCAUUGGUGGAAAGAAAAAUUAAGAUAAUCUUAAUUGAAUUUACACCUGCGAGUGAGUUCUCAUUCUUGCCUCAGUCAGUCAACCUCUUGAAAUCCCACAGAGUGCUGCAAUGGAAGGCUGGUAAGUCUCUUUCCUAUGACUCGAGAUUCUGGAAAAAUCUUCUUUAUUUGAUGCCUGCAAAAGCCACCAAGCCAAACAAAGGAGAAUCAGAAGCCUUGCCUAUUUUUUCAGCAUAUUGAGCUCCAGAAAAGCUGAGUAUGGGAAAGAACUCCCGCUGUUCUGGGGAGCAGCAUAGGAGCCUGCUCAUAACAAAGGCUGUUGUUUAAAAUAGACGACUCUUUGAACGUCCUGCUCACAGUUCGAAGAUGAGAUCUGUCAUUAGGUCAUUGGGGAUAAGACCAAACAUUGAGCUGUGGUCCUUCUGGAAAACCCUGGAAUGCAAAAGAAAUGGAGCUCUUCUUUCUUCCUCUUCUGAAACUGCUGGCAGCUGCUCACAUGGAUCAGCCGAUUCAGCAAGUGUGAGGCUGGGAACCUUGCAAAUCAACUUUUGCCUUACAUGGAAGGUGCAUCUUUAAGAGUUUUCAAUGCUAACAAUUAAUUUGAACGAGAGGAUUUUAAGGGUGCAAGGAGCUGUUUUCUAUGAACCACUGGAUGGUAGUCACUGGAAUGCUGCCUUCACCCCCCAGCACUGGCCAUCGAUCUCUAAAUGCAUGGGACGUGGAAGGAAAGAGAGGCCUGAUGAUGUGCAGAGCAGGGAGGUGAUGAGGGCCCCUGCUGCAAGCAGGGCCUGAACCUCAAGAUAUGCGUCCUGUGGCCCAGCCACAGUUGCGAGGAAACAGUUCUUGGAACUCCAGAGAGGCACUGCAUGAACCUGGUUUAUUCGAACCUGUUUGUAAGAACUUUUAAAAGAGAACCCCAAACAGAAGGACUUUUCACAAAAUACCCAAAUUUUAAUUCAUAGGAUUCUCUGGGUCUUUUGCUCAUAAUGUCCUAAAACACUUGUUGAUUGUAUGUAAAUGUUUAUAUCCAGGAUGAGUGCCACUCAUAAGAUCACGGGAUGCACUGAACCACAAGAAAAAAAUAAAACAUAGGUAUUCACUUUUUUUUUUUUUAACAAUUAAAUUUUUUAAAUGCCACUAGUAUGGAAGAAGCAUGGCAUGAUGGUGUCCAAUCUUGAGUUUGCUACUUAGUUCUGUGACCUCUGGAACUUUACCUAACUUCUCUGUGCCUCGUUUCCACAUUGUAAAAUUAGAUUUUGUAAUAGUUUUACCUACUUCUCAGGGUUACUGAGUGAAUAAAGUACUUCCAAGUAACUAUUCUUGGUGCAGACUUACCACUGAAGUGUUGCUAUCACUAUUAUUGCUGUUACUGAUUAUUACUUAUAUCAGUUAUUUAACAGUGGAUCAAAUAGAAGCCACAGAGCUGGAAGGGGAGGCAGAUCUGGAGAAGGCGGCAUCUGAAUUUGAGGGCAUUAGUAAAUAGAAAUAUAAGGAGAUGCAUAUUAAUAGGGCAAAAGUUACCCCUCCGCUGGACAUGUGUUACUUUUGGCCUUAGAAGUCCUACAUCUGUUUCCCUAGAGGAACCCCAGUUCUGUGGGCCUUCCAGUUGACCUCAGAAGUAAUGCCUGUCCAUGAAAAUCACCUAGUGAUAAGCUGGGCAUGGUGGUGCACACCUGCAAUCCCAGCGAUAUGGGAGCCUAAGGCACAAGGAUUGAAAGUUCAAAGCCAGCCUCAGAAACUUCGUGAGACCCUAAGAAACAUAGCAAGACCCUGUCUCAAAAUAAAAAAUAGAGAAAGGGCUGCAGAUAUGGCUCAGUGGUUAAGUGCCCGCAGGGGACUUAACUCAAUAGUCUCCGGUACCAAAACUAAACAAAACCAAACCAAAAAACACUGAUGACUCGGCCUUACAGAGCAAGGCAAGACAGAUAUGUACGAAACUGUCAAUUUGGGAGGUUGACUAGAACUUUAGUGCAGUAUGAAUGUUCCGGAAAAUUUAAAGAGUCUCUUUAAAACAGAAGAUUUUGUUGAACAUCCAAGACAAACGAGAUUUCUUUGAGAGAGUGAGAUGCAAUUUUUUGGUGCUUAUGAUUCUGUGUGCUUGUUGACUGGCUAAAGCUGGUAAAUGAUUUUUUAAAUGAAUACCUUAUGUUUUAUAUGUGAAAAUAUAUAAUCAAAAAACUUAUAUUUCUAUUAUAAUGCAUAGAAUAAUUUUGCUUUUCUCUUUUAUUAUGCAUUCUUUAAAACACAUUAAGUGUAUUUUGUAUUAAAUGUAUUUCACAUUAAAUAUGUGUAUUCUAUAUAUUAGAUAUGUGCUUUAAAGAACUUCAAAUAUAAAGUAAUAUGUUAAUAAA
This is a messenger RNA of Marmota monax (woodchuck), 4196 nucleotides long. It is a transcript of the gene Il18r1, whose product is annotated as interleukin 18 receptor 1. The transcript has 13 exons. NCBI's taxonomy places the organism in Eukaryota, Metazoa, Chordata, Mammalia, Rodentia, Sciuridae. Gene Ontology annotation, biological process: positive regulation of type II interferon production; interleukin-18-mediated signaling pathway. The record is from RefSeq and is a predicted model, not a curated record. Bases 466 to 2085 code for a protein of 539 amino acids. Gene Ontology annotation, molecular function: interleukin-18 receptor activity; interleukin-18 binding.